Pipistrellus nathusii (Nathusius's pipistrelle) is the source of this 380-nucleotide messenger RNA. The record is from the annotation of a GenBank genome assembly. NCBI's taxonomy places the organism in Eukaryota, Metazoa, Chordata, Mammalia, Chiroptera, Vespertilionidae.
AUGAAUUUCCCGAUGCUGACCUUCAUUAUAUGUGGGUUACUAAUUUCAGCGACCAAAGCUGGCUGGAAAAUCAAAAAAUGCUGGAAGAAUGAUAUAGGGCACUGCAGAAAACGAUGUUUACAAACUGAAAGGUACAAACUUCUUUGUAUGAACAAACUAAAUUGUUGCAUUCCCAUAAACUUCGAGGAAUACACUAGAAAGCCACUACCUCCCCUAUUCCCUACAGAUAUUAUCAGCAAUGUUACUUGGGAUGUGCCUCCUACCCCUAUAACUUGGCCCAAUGAUCAGGUAACAUAUAUCCCAGAUGACAAUAGCACAGGAACUGAGAUCACAACUCCCAGGGAGAAAGUUUCUACAACAGCUUUGACACGUGCUACUAA